Molecule: messenger RNA, 1024 nt
Organism: Centropristis striata (black sea bass)
Lineage: Eukaryota; Metazoa; Chordata; Actinopteri; Perciformes; Serranidae
Product: protein CutA homolog
Exons: 7
Coding region: 211-723 (170 amino acids)
Biological process (GO): response to metal ion
Molecular function (GO): copper ion binding
Source: RefSeq, a predicted model, not a curated record
GAAGGUGAACCGGCAAUUUUAUUGGUCGCCGCCGUGUCAGGAAGUGUCAAGCAGCCAAUUGAACGGCGCGGAGAUUUAUCUGUGCCUUUGACCACAGGACCCAAAGUACCUGUCAACACAAUGCACUCCUUCUGUAAAGGGGGAAAAGUCUCAGCGGGUUUAUGAACGAAGUUUGUCCCGCUUAUUAUCUCCACCCGUCGGACUCCGGGAAUGACAUUUGUUGCCACUAGCAGGAUGGAGUGCCUGUUCCAGCGAUGCCAUAAAGAGCCUGUCUUCCUCUCUGCCUUCCGCUCGGUGCUGCUGAUGUCAUGUUUGGUCUUGGUCCUGACUGUGUCCAUGUAUCCUGGGUUGUGGUCCAUUGGGGUCCAGCUUCAUUCAGCCCUCACAGGGAGCUACGUGCCAGGCCAUCACUGUGUCCUUCUCAUCAACAGCCCCAACGAACAGGCAGCCAAGGACAUUGGCAGGGCGAUCAUGGAGCGGCGGCUUGCAGCCAGCGUUAACAUUCUCUCCAGGACCUCCACAAUGUACUAUUGGAAAGGUGAAAUCCAGGAUGCAAGUGAAGUUCUGAUGCUGGUGAAAACAAAGACCUCCAGGAUCCAGCAAGUCAUAGACUAUGUGAGGUCCAUCCACCCCUAUGCAAACCCAGAAGUCCUGAGCUUCUCGGUGGAGGACGGCAGUUUGGCCUACAUGAAGUGGAUGGAUGAAGCCAUUCCAGAGGACUGAUCCAUCAUUAAAAACAAAGCCAAUUUCUGAAUGAUGGCAGCUGAACAAGGACUCUGAGCCAAGCAUACAGGCUGUUGUUUGGAGAUGGAUUGAAUGGUUCAUAAAGCACUCUGUUCAACAAAAGUUCAAUACGUGACAUUUACACUAUUUUGUUGCUCUGACCUUUUCAUUGUAAAUUCCACUUUGUACUGUGGAGAUUUGAUUUCAGUCCUUUAAAGAGCUUUUUGUACCAAAGUCACUGAAAAUAUUUAUUGACUGGCAGGUGUAAGUUAACACUGCGUAACAGGACACCUCAAACAAA